GAACUUCUCUACCUCUCGAAACCAUCAGACAUUAAAACAUGAGUAAAAUGGCAAAUACAUUCUUCUUCUUAGUUUCUCUUCCACUUGUAUUCAACAUUAUGAUCUUCAUCAUCUCCUUUCCUUCCCUUUCCAAUGCCCUCUCCUCAUGCAAUGGCCCAUGCAAAACGCUAAACGAUUGCUCCGGCCAGCUCAUUUGCAUCAACGGAAAGUGCGACGACGACCCCGAUGUUGGAACUAACAUAUGCAGCGGAGGAGGAGGUGGUGGUGCCUCCACACCCUCUCCAACUCCAAGCACUUGCGAGUCCUCAGGCACGCUUAAAUGCGAUGGAAAAUCCUACCCCAGAUACAGUUGUUCCCCACUUGUUUCAUCCUCAACGAAAGCCAAAUUAACAAACAAUGAUUUUAGUGAAGGCGGUGAUGGAGGUGGCCCAUCAGAGUGUGACGAUAAGUACCAUUCAAAUUCUGAGGCAGUUGUGGCUUUAUCAACUGGGUGGUAUAAUGGAGGAUCAAGGUGCGGGAAGAUGAUAAAGAUAACAGCUACUAAUGGAAAGACUGUGAAAGCGAAGGUGGUUGAUGAAUGUGACUCCAUGAAUGGAUGUGAUGAAGAGCAUGCAUAUCAGCCCCCAUGUAAAAACAACAUUGUUGAUGCUUCAAAUGCUGUGUGGAAUGCGUUGGGGCUCGACAUCGACGAUGGUGUUGUAGAUAUUACUUGGUCCAUGGCCUAGAUACGACGUCACUUUAAUUUAGUAUUAUUCCUGAAUAAAAAGAGGUUUGGUUUCUUAA
Messenger RNA from Mangifera indica (mango), 783 nucleotides. Its product is annotated as kiwellin-like. The record is from RefSeq and is a predicted model, not a curated record. NCBI's taxonomy places the organism in Eukaryota, Viridiplantae, Streptophyta, Magnoliopsida, Sapindales, Anacardiaceae. Bases 39 to 725 code for a protein of 228 amino acids. The transcript has a single exon.